Messenger RNA from Prunus dulcis (almond), 1046 nucleotides. RefSeq names its product nuclear pore complex protein NUP62-like. The annotation marks the transcript as partial. The transcript has a single exon. NCBI's taxonomy places the organism in Eukaryota, Viridiplantae, Streptophyta, Magnoliopsida, Rosales, Rosaceae. The record is from RefSeq and is a predicted model, not a curated record.
AAAAAUAAAAAGACCCUCUCUGAAAAUGAAAGCGUUAACCCAAAAACCCCAAAUUUGAAAAAUCUCAGUGACACUGUUACAGAAGAGAGCAGGGAAAAGAGAGAAGAGGGAAAACAAUGUCGGGCUUCCAAUUCGGAUCCUCCUCCGCUGCUUCUUCUCAGUCCACUACACCUUUCUCAUUCACCAACCCUCCUGCCUCUUUCCCCGCCACCUCAACCGGGUUCUCACUCGGGUCCUCCGCUUCCCCAUUCGAAUCCACUACCGCACACGCCGUCACCUCCACCUCUGGGUUCUCGUUCGGAUCCUCCUUCAGUGCCUCCACUUCCUCAAACCCUUCCUCCUCCUCAUCUACCUACCCCUUCUCCCUCGACACCACCUCCUCCCCCUCCGCCCCCGCUCCCGCCCCCGCUUUUGGGUCCUCUAACCCUAGCUCCUGCCCGGCCCCUUCUUUCGGAUUCGGAUCCGGAGCCUCCACCGCCACCACAGCCUCCUCUGCUGCGGCCCCUUCUUUUGGAUUCGGGUCCUCAGCAGCAACCUCGGCUCCAUCAUCCCUGUUUGGCUCCUCGGCUUCAACUCCGCUGUUUGGUUCAUCUCCAUCCCAACCCCUGUUUGGCUCAUCCUCAUCGGCGCCAACGCCCGCUUCCGCUUCUACUUUAUUCGGAGCACCGUCGUCCACCGCUUCGUCCUUGUUCGGAGCAACUGUAUCGGCAGCCAGUUCACCCCUGAUUGGCUCCGCUUCCGCUUCUGCUUCAUCUCUGUUUAGCUCAACUUCCUUCACACACAGCGCACCCUCUUCCCUGUUUGGCUCAUCUUCCACAGUUUCUUCAACACCCUUGUUCAGCUCUGCUUUGUCGUCUUCAGCUUCAACCACACCCUCAUUCCCAAGCUUCUCGAGUUCCUCUUCAGCCUUCUCGUUCCCAACAGCCUCACCUCUUUCAAAGCCACCAACAACCUCCACAUCCACCACUGUUACUUCAUCAGCAACGGCUUCAACCGCUCCAAGCUUCUCGUUCGCACCACCCACUUCCUCUGCUUCACAACCGUCU